UCCAUGUUGUAAACUCGUAGAGAUAACAUCCAUGCGCUCGUGUUCAAUUGCAUUUGCGCUUUGGUUAUACGAUCUCAGUGUUUUCAGCACUACAGUGUGCGUCCAUUGUGCUUUAACAAGGCCCCCAAGAAAGAUGGUUAAAAGGAAUGGUGCUGCAAAGAAGAAAACAGGAACAGCCGAUACUAUGCUCGCAACAGGAACGUGGUGUGAGCCUCGGCGGCUUGUAUGCCCUCCUGGACGUGACUGACUCCCAUUCACCCUCCAUCUUGGAUGAUACGUUGGGUUAGCUUCACGUUGGUGGUCAAACAUAGUUUCAGUGCCUCAAGAAUAGGGAAACUGCUGCUGCUAAACCCUGGUGCGAAGCCUACACCUCGAGCAUGGCAAAGUACUGGUGUGUGGGAUGAAAUUAGCAAUGUGAAGGAAGCGAUGACAGAGCAGAAGAAGGGCAGUGACUUUCAGAAAGAUUUGCUCCAUUUCUAUUCCACCAUUAAAAAUGCACAGAUGGAGGCAGCUGGUGGCAUCAAUGGUGUUUUCCUCAUGGCUGUUCACCGAGGGAAGGUCAGCGAAGGAUUAGAUUUUUCUGACAACAAUGCUCGAGCUGUUAUCGCUGUUGGAAUUCCCUUCCCUAACAUCAAGGACAUCCAAGUUGAUUUGAAGAAGAAGUACAACAAUUACCACUGUCGAUCUCGAAAGCUUCUGUCAGGAAGUGAAUGGUAUGAGAUCCAGGCCUAUAGGGCAAUUAACCAGGCCUUAGGAAGGUGCAUUCGCCAUCGCUAUGAUUGGGGAGCACUAAUUUUGGUUGACAAGCGCUUCCAAACUGAAAGUUUAGCGAGUGGUAAGCAAGAGAAUCGUUACACUCGUGGACUUUCUAAGUGGAUCAGAACCAAAGUUGUUCAUCACAGAAAUUUCUCAGGAACUAUCAACCACCUUCAAGGGUUUGUUAAAAACAUGUUGGCAAACCCUCCAUCACCACCAAAAAGCAGUGGUGUGUUGCUGGUUGCUCCACAUGAAUCUACAAAGGAAAAGAAUGGCCAUCACUCUCUUCCACAUGUAAGCAGCAGCAGUUCCCUGGAGGCCAAUGAACCUGCACAAGCUUCCAGCACUGGUGAAAAUUGUACCUCUAAACCUGUCCAGAGUACCAGCACUGAUGAAAGUUGUACCUCCAACCCUUUCCCGAGUAUAAGUACCGGUGAAAGUUGUACCUCUAACCCUUUCCCGAGUAUCAGUACCGGUGAAGGUUGUACCUGUAACCCUUUCCCAAGUAUCAGUACCGGUGAAGGUUGUACCUCUAACCCUUUCCCAAGUAUCAGUACUGGUGAAACUUCAAAAGAAAAUACUUUUGUUAGUCACAAGGAAUGUAAUGCCACAGUGGAAGAGUCACCCCACCCAGAGAAGGCUGGGCCAAGGUGUGGGAGUGCUACUUGUGGAUCUGACAAGGAAAAUAAAGAUUUACCAGUUCAAGCUGAAAAAAGACUACACACAAUCAUAGAUGAACAGGACCUGGAUGACUUCAAUCUUACCCUUAGUCCCGUCCCUUGGGCAAGAAAGCCUUCCCCUCCCCUGAGGAAGAGAGUUAGGAAGAAGCAGCAGAUUGUGUAUGAGUUUGAGUGAAUGGUCAUGGAAGUUAGGUAAAAAAAAAUCUUUUAUUAGUAAGUUUGCUACCAAAAUUAUUUUAAUAAAAGCUUUUAUGAAUCUCAACUAGAAAAAAAAAAUGAUUUAUAUUUAUUUAAUUUUAAUUAUUUUAAAACAAAAUUAGAAUUGAAGUCGUAGCAUAGUAAGGAGUGACGCUUGUGGGACAAACCUGCUUGUGUUUUUCAAUUUGACAUUUCUUUCUUUCAAUUUGACAUUUGUUUCUUUCAGUUUGAUGUUUAUUUCUUUCAAUUUGACAUUUAUUUAUUUCAAUUUGAUGUUUAUUUCUUUCAAUUUGGCAUUUAUUUUCAUGUUGUGAGACAUUUAAUAGUGAUAAUAUAUGUAAGUUUCCUUAUAAUUCUGGUAGCUAGUUUUUAUAUAAAAAAAAAAUGUUUUAAAGAUGUACAGUCUGGUAAUGCAAUAUGUAGCAGUUACCUAUCAGUCAAUCACUGUGAAAAAUAUUUCCUGAAAUAAACAAAAAUAUUGUUAUCAUUUAUUUAAA
Messenger RNA from Eriocheir sinensis (Chinese mitten crab), 2131 nucleotides. Its product is annotated as Fanconi anemia group J protein homolog. Gene Ontology annotation, molecular function: nucleic acid binding; DNA helicase activity; ATP binding. The record is from RefSeq and is a predicted model, not a curated record. Gene Ontology annotation, cellular component: nucleus. Lineage: Eukaryota; Metazoa; Arthropoda; Malacostraca; Decapoda; Varunidae. Gene Ontology annotation, biological process: double-strand break repair involved in meiotic recombination; nucleotide-excision repair. The transcript is spliced from 8 exons. Bases 271 to 1611 code for a protein of 446 amino acids.